Molecule: messenger RNA, 977 nt
Organism: Coregonus clupeaformis (lake whitefish)
Lineage: Eukaryota; Metazoa; Chordata; Actinopteri; Salmoniformes; Salmonidae
Product: natural killer cell receptor 2B4-like
Exons: 6
Coding region: 1-885 (294 amino acids)
Source: RefSeq, a predicted model, not a curated record
AUGUCACAAGAGGAAGUGAAGGCCAACCUGCCGGAGGAAUUUAAAAGCUACCCAGACGCACAGGUCAUCGUUGACUGCACCGAGCUCAGGUGUCAGACACCGUUCUCUCGUCUGCUGCAGAUAAAAUACUUAAAUGAAUCAUCAAAAGUGAAAGCAUUUCCUAAAUACCAAGGCAGGGUUGAGUUUAGUGAGGGAAACUUCUCUCUGCUACUGAAGAACCUACAGGAAGGAGACAGUGGACUUUACCAUGCAGUAGUGAGUGGUGAAGAAAACACAGAUGUUGCCAAGUACCAGAUAUCAGUUCAUGAGAGAGUUGAGCCUCCGGUACUGACAGUGGACCCUGUCUCCACCAAGAGUGACCCCUGUAAUGCGAAUGUAACCUGCAGAGGUCAGAACAGCUCUGUCACCUCCAGCUGUAACAACAGCACCUGCUCUCAGGUGGGAGGAGAGAGUAGAGGGGCUGAGACCUCCACUGUCCCCCUGCUCUCUGUCUAUGUGGCAGGGGGUUCCAUCAUCUGUAACCACAGCAACCAAGUCAGCUGGGCCAACGACACCAAGGAGAUCGAAACGAUUUGUGUAUCUAAAUCUGCGGACCACAACUACGCUGUCACAGUCGUCAUCAUCUUCAUCUUCAUCAUCAUCUUCACCUUGGUUGGAUGUGCCCUUUUUUAUUGGCGAAAGCCAAAUAAAGGUGGCAAAAGGGAAAUUAAUACAGAUUAUGCUACAGUUGGGACUCCAGAUAACAGUCAAGCAGGUGGUGAAGAGCAGGUGUCUCCAGGUGAAGGUCCAGCAUCACUCACCAUCUACAGUGAGGCAGGAGACCCCCAUCUCCAGCCUGUGAACCACCCCAUGACCUUCAUCAAAUUCAGUGUUGUAACCAAAUAAUGUCUCAUAAUUUGUUUUACAGAUUCAUCUUAUGUUUUGAGAUAGUAGAUAACAGUUUAAUACUAAAAUAUAAAUGAGUAUGAAUAAUUUAC